Echinostoma caproni is the source of this 333-nucleotide messenger RNA. Lineage: Eukaryota; Metazoa; Platyhelminthes; Trematoda; Plagiorchiida; Echinostomatidae. The record is from the annotation of a GenBank genome assembly.
AUGCUACGUAUCAUACAGGAACAGGCCUUAGAACCAGGGAGGCUGAAGGCUAAAGUUAACGCUCUCGGUGAACAGGUCGCCAAACUCAACGCCCUGAAGUUGAACUCCCCAGAUCAUUUGGAGGCAGAUCAAGCGAUGAAAGUCUCCGAGCAGCAAAUAAUAGAUUUAGCAAGAACGUUACAGGAAAUCAACUUUUUGGAUGGGGGCUCCGGAGGUUCGCCCCCCAGAAAGGCGGCCAAACUAAGCUCGCCCAUUCAGGAAACCCCCGCCCUUCCUGCACGUUGGUGUCCAACAGAAUCUCCGACAGACAGCACUCAGGGUUCCUCCUCUUAG